Messenger RNA from Haliotis rubra (blacklip abalone), 1104 nucleotides. RefSeq lists its product as uncharacterized. The record is from RefSeq and is a predicted model, not a curated record. The transcript is spliced from 8 exons. Lineage: Eukaryota; Metazoa; Mollusca; Gastropoda; Lepetellida; Haliotidae. Bases 16 to 783 code for a protein of 255 amino acids.
UAAUCAGAGUAUGGGAUGAGACGUGGUGUCACAGAUUUGCUGAGAGGUGCUUUAGCCUCAGCAGCAGGCAUCGUGUAUCUGAUUCCAACAUGGCUGCGUAACCAAGUACAGAACAUGUCAUACUGUUCAGUUGUUAGAGCAUCAAAUAAUUCAAGAAAAGAGCAAAGGUGGAUCACCACUACAGAAAUGACCACUGUCUACAUGUAUUUAGUGAUAUUUGUACCAGGAAUGUUUGGCGUAACCCCCUGUGGUCCGGGGUUGUAUGGAGAGCAUUGUGACAAGCAUUGCAAUGUCAACUGUCGCGCCCAUGUCGACAAACAAAGGUAUUGCGAUAAAGACACUGGAGACUGCUCACUCGGCUGUGUCCCUGAACGGUGGGGCAGCCAAUGCGAAUUACAUUGUAGCAAGAAUUGCGUGGAACGUGUAUGUGUUCAACAAACUGGGCAGUGCUCGAAAGGUUGCACAGAAAACUACAGAGGACAUCUUUGUGAAGAAUAUAUAGAGACAAGACCCCAACCACUAACAACAGUCCCACCGAGAAAUGAUCCACCAGAAGAGACUCAUUCGUACCAGGUUCUAAUCGCCGUCGCCGUCGCCGUCUCCGUCGUCAGCGCUGCCGCAGCCUUUGUUGUGUACGUUUACAAAUUUCGGCAUCGAGAAAGUGGAACAUCUACCACUGAACUCCAUGGUGCUGAUGUCGUGGAGACCCUGAGACUUAAACUCAUAUGUGCCGCUGAUUCACAUGACGAGAAGACCAAGAGUUUUGAGCCUAAGUUCACGUGAACUGUUUUCUCAGCACUACUAUUUGCUUGUUAAUUUGGAUUGAUAUUUUCUAGGUGUUGCUUAUUACGUUAAUCAACAAAUUGUGAUGAAGGUUCCCUUUUGCGUUUUGUUCCUGUUAUAUGAGAGCAGACAGUAACAAUCAAGUUGACUUGCAUAGGUAAAUACGAAAAAACUACAACAUACAUACCCAACGACUCAUUUAUCGAACAGUGUGUCGCAAAUUGUACCAACCUUCAUUCCAAUAUGAGUGUAAGCUGCUGAAUUGAAGACGCAACUGACGAAAUAAAAAUACCCCAAAUAACACUUAUAUUGGAAUUUAAA